Messenger RNA from Ceratosolen solmsi marchali, 697 nucleotides. Its product is annotated as glutaredoxin-C3. Bases 194 to 649 code for a protein of 151 amino acids. Gene Ontology annotation, cellular component: cytoplasm. The record is from RefSeq and is a predicted model, not a curated record. Gene Ontology annotation, molecular function: glutathione disulfide oxidoreductase activity. The transcript is spliced from 4 exons. Gene Ontology annotation, biological process: cellular response to oxidative stress. NCBI's taxonomy places the organism in Eukaryota, Metazoa, Arthropoda, Insecta, Hymenoptera, Agaonidae.
AUUACAUUACACUCCCAUACUUAUGAGAUAUAUAUUCUUUCUCUUAAAUUCAUGCUAAAUGUAUUGGACAAAUUUCUAUUCUAUAUUACUUUGAGAGUCAAUACCUUAUUAUUUCUCAAUACCUUCAAAGGAUUCCAUAAAAUUUAUUACAAAUCAUUGGUUAACUCAUUAAAGUGAAUGGUAAUAUAACAAAAUGUUCCAAGGUCUUUGUUUAUUCUUUCAAAAACAAUUACAAAUUAUUUGGCAAUCUUCUAUCAAUUCUAUCAAAAUAUCAAUAGAAGAUGAAAAUGAGAAAUACCAACAUAAUCUAGAAAAUUCUGAUGAAUCAGCUUCUAGUACAACAGCAUUUAAGAUGCCAAUAACACGUGAAGAAGUAAAUAAGCUUAUUAUAUCAGAUAAAGUAGUUAUUUUCUCAAAAAGCAAUUGCCCAUAUUGCAGAAUGGCUAAAGAGGUAUUUGAUGCUAUUAAGCAAAAUUAUACUGCAAUUGAAUUGGAUAAAAGAAAUGACACUGAUGAUUUUCAAAAUAUACUUGAAGACAUUACUGGAGCAAGAAGCGUUCCUCGAGUAUUUGUAAAUGGACAAUUUCUUGGCGGAGGUACUGAUAUAAAAAAAUUAUACCAAAGUGGCGAACUGGUGAAAAAACUUUAAGAAAUAUACAUAUUAAUGCAAUUCUAUAAAAAAAUCAUUAAACAAAAA